AUGAAUGCUAGUGGCCCUGGCUACCCCUUAGCCUCUCUCUACGUGGGAGACCUCCACCCAGACGUGACUGAAGCAAUGCUCUACGAGAAGUUCUCACCUGCUGGGCCCAUCAUGUCCAUCCGGGUGUGUCGGGAUGUUGCCACCCGCCGGUCACUGGGCUAUGCCUACAUCAACUUCCAGCAGCCCGUGGAUGCUGAGCGAGCCCUGGACACCAUGAACUUUGAAGUGAUCAAAGGCCGUCCUAUCCGCAUCAUGUGGUCCCAGCGGGACCCCGGGCUCAGGAAGUCAGGGAUUGGAAAUGUGUUCAUCAAGAACCUGGAUGACUCCAUUGAUAACAAAGCCCUGUAUGACACCUUCUCAGCUUUUGGGAACAUCCUGUCCUGCAAGGUGGUUUGUGAUGAAAACGGCUCCCGUGGCUAUGGCUUCGUUCACUUUGAGACUCACGAGGCAGCGACUCGGGCCAUCGAGACCAUGAAUGGGAUGUUGCUCAAUGACCGGAAGGUGUUUGUCGGCCAGUUCAAGUCCCGCAAAGAGCGUGAGGCCGAGUUUGGGGCUCGGGCCAUGGAGUUCACCAAUGUCUACAUCAAAAACUUUGGGGAUGACAUGGAUGAUGACAGACUGCGGGAAAUAUUCUCCAAGUUUGGAAAAACACUGAGUGUCAAAGUCAUGAUGGACAGCACCGGCCGCUCAAAGGGCUUCGGGUUUGUCAACUUUGAGAAGCACGAAGAAGCCCAGAAGGCGGUAGCUGACAUGAACGGGAAGGAGAUCAACGGGCGGCUGGUGUACGUGGGCCGGGCCCAGAAGCGGCUGGAGCGCCAGAGCGAGCUGAAGCGCAAGUUCGAGCAGAUGAAGCAGGAGCGAGUGAGCAGGUACCAGGGCGUCAACUUGUAUGUGAAGAACCUGGAUGAUGGGAUAGAUGAUGAGAGGCUGAGGAAGGAGUUCUCUCCCUAUGGCACCAUCACCAGUGCCAAGGUGAUGACAGAGGGUGGCCACAGCAAAGGGUUUGGGUUUGUAUGUUUUUCCUCCCCAGAAGAGGCUACCAAAGCCGUGACAGAGAUGAACGGGCGGAUCGUCAGCACCAAGCCUCUGUACGUCGCGCUCGCUCAAAGGAAAGAGGAGCGGAAAGCAAUCCUCACCAACCAGUACAUGCAGAGACUGGCCACCAUGAGGACCCUGCCUGGCCCUCUCCUGGGCUCCUUCCAGCCUCCACCAGGCUACUUCUUACCCCCCAUCCCCCAGCCACAAACCAGAGCUACCUUCUACAGCCCCAGCCCAGUUGUCCCAGUCCGUCCUGCCACUCGCUGGAGUGCGCAGCCCUCCCGGCCUCCCUCUGCCUAUCCAGGAGCGACCCCGGUCCUGAGGGCUGCCGUGCCGCCCCGGCGCCUGCUGUCCAACAUCAGCACCAUGAGACAGGCCUCCACACAGGUGCCCCAUGUGCCUCCCCAGGCCCAGAGAGUGGCCAACAUCGGGACGCAGACGGUGAGUGCCCGUGUGCCGCCGUCGCUGCCGCGCGCUGCCCCGCACUACAAGUACUCCUCAGCCGUCAGGAACGCGCAGCCCAUGGGCCACGGCCCGCACGUGGUGGCCCCGCAGGUGGUAGAACCUGCUGUGCGUGUCCAGGGACAGGAGCCACUGACAGCAUCCAUGCUUGCAGCAGCCCCUCCUCAGGAGCAGAAGCAAAUGAUAGGUGAGCAUCUGUACCCUCUGAUCCACACAAUGCAUCCCUCUCUGGCUGGCAAGAUCACUGGGAUGCUGCUGGAAAUAGACAACUCUGAGCUGCUGCUGCUCCUGGAGUCCCCUGACUCCUUGACCUCCAAGAUCGAGGAGGCGGUUGCUGUUCUCCAGGCUCACCAGGCCUCUGAGCCUUCGCUCAAGAGUGGUGCCACAGCCUUCCUGCAGUGACUCAGCACCCCUGUGCUGACCUGGCCCUCCUGCAGUCACCUGACUUCGGAACUGAGAGCGAGCCUUUGAGGAACUGCAGCAGCCACUCCACAGUGCUUUUGGAAUCGUGCCUGUACACUGACCCUAGCUUCUCUUCAAUGCCCCAUCCUAGUUUUUGUGUGUAUUGUAAACCUGGCAGAAGUGCUCCUUCCUGCACCUGUAAGAGCUCCCACAUUAAUUGUCUUCUCACCACUGAAAGCAUCUUGUGAACCAUAGUGUGGAACCCAGCCUGGAGCAGUUGCCCAGGAAA
Molecule: messenger RNA, 2191 nt
Organism: Colius striatus (speckled mousebird)
Lineage: Eukaryota; Metazoa; Chordata; Aves; Coliiformes; Coliidae
Gene: PABPC1L
Product: poly(A) binding protein cytoplasmic 1 like
Exons: 15
Coding region: 1-1902 (633 amino acids)
Cellular component (GO): ribonucleoprotein complex
Molecular function (GO): RNA binding
Source: RefSeq, a predicted model, not a curated record